AUGGACCAGAUCUGGAUUGUGGUUUUGAGUUUAGGAGUUGUGUUGAACGCUGUUCCUGGUUCCUCUCAGGAUUCAGCCAAAACACUCUUUCUAGUCUCAGGUCCAGAGGUGUUGCAUGCUGGGACACCGACUCCUCUGGCUGUUACGGUCUUUGGUGACUUCUCUGGCAGGGUUGUGGCUGAAGUGACACACGGGGACAUGAAAAUUUCUGGAUCCAUCACCCACAACUCCUUCCUAAACUUGACAGUGAGGGGCUACACAGGGGACACUCUCAUUUUCAUCAACACCUCCACCCUCACCUUCAGCUUAAGGAACGUCUCCACCUUUAUUCAAACCGACAGACAACACUACCAACCAGGCGAUACAGUCAGAGUCAGAGUUGUUUGUGUCCAGCUGGAUAAUCGUCCGUACAAAGGGAGAGUGGAUGUCGUAGUACAGGAUCCCAGUGGGAAUUCAGUUGCAGAGUGGGAGUCUGAAGAGGAUCUCGGGAUUGUGUUGCAGGAAUUUAGUUUGUCCCAGAUGCCCCCUCUUGGAGAGUGGGAAGUCAUGGCUACAGUGAAUGGUGUUACUGAUAAGAGGGUAUUCUAUGUGGAGGAUUAUGAGCGUCCCUUUGAAGUGUUGCUAAAGGCACCGUCACAAGUCCUCGUAAGAGAAAAUGUCUCAGGAUCAGUGAGAGCACUUUAUCCAAGUGGACAGCCUGUCCAGGGAACCCUAACUGUCUCACUAACUCUGGUGUCUGAUAUGAUCGAUACAGAUUUGCCCUCCAUGAAAACACAAAGUAAACAGAUCUACGGGUCAACACAAUUUUCCUUCGACAAAGAACUGUUGCAAACACUUUUUACUGUAAUCAGAAGUGGAACACAUGUAAGUGUUGUUGCUUGUGUUACAGACAACUCAACAGGCUUUAAAGUGAACACAACAGUAGAAAUCCACCUUAUCAAGGACAUGUUCCAGCUUUCAUUCCAGGAUUAUCCAGUUACACUAAAGCCAUCAUUGCCCUUCAAUGCAAUACUUAAGAUCUCUAGAUAUGACAGGAAACCACUCAGCUCAGAGGAUCUGAUGUAUUCGGCUGUGAUCGAUGUCACUCAGACAACAUCAGGUUUUAAUGCUGAAUCUACAACCAUAACAGUCCCAGUGUCUGAGAAUGGGGACGUCAACAUUAAGAUUCAGUUACUGGAUCAGGUAGAGGUACUUUUUCUUCAGGCAAGAUUCCAAUCCAGUGAGGAGAGUCUGAGCAUUCACAAAAGCUACUCCUCUCCCAGUAGCUCAUAUAUCCAAAUCACCCAAAUACACACCUUACAAGCAAAGAUUGAAGUGCCUCUUCAAAUAAACGUGGAGAGCACCUUUCUACCAGCUAAGCUUCACUAUGUGGUAAGCUCCAAGGGUCAAGUGGUGGACGCUGGAACAAAGAAUUCCUCCUCAUUUUCCCUGACCCCUACAGUGUCUUGGUCUCCUGAGGCCUUUGUCACCGUCUACUGCAUCCUCUCUGACGGCGAGGUCACCAGUGACACAGCACGCAUACCCAUCAACCAACACGACCAUGUUUCUCUAAACUGGAGCAGUUCCAAAGCCCAGCCUGGUGAGCAGGUAUCUCUUACUGUGACGGUUCCUGAACCCAGGUCCCAAGUUGGAAUAAUGGUGAUGGGGACGCGUGACGACGCUUUGCCGCCUGACUUCAGUUUACAGGAGGAGCAACAGGAAUGUGAUAUUUGGAUGAUGACCAACGGCAGACUUGAUAAGAAAAAUCCACCCCAUGGACAUAAAAACGAUGGACAAACCCUGAUGAUAGAGAAGUACUGGAGCCACUGGAGGGAAACUAGUGAAUCUUUGCUGUGGUUAGACACUAAUUUAAGUGAUAAAACAUGGACGAGUGGGGAGAUAACAGUCCCAGAUGGAGUUACUUCUUUGACGGCUGUUGCACUGGUGAUGUCAGAUAGUCUGGGUUUGGGUUUCACUCCUGUGCCACAAAAGUUGUCAGUGUCCAAAGAUUUUUCCCUGUCCCUGGAUGUCCCAUCGUACCUCAUCAGAGGAGAGGAGAUUGUUCUGGAGGUUAAGAUCAUCAACCAUUUAGAGCAUGAAAUUGAGGUUAUUCUGCUUCUAGCCCAGAGUGAGGCCUUCCAGUUUGUUCUGGCAAACAGAGGAGAUGCCUCUGUGGUAAAUGCCCAAAAGCUCACCCUAGGGAGUCACGCGUCGGCUGUAGCUCUUCCUAUUAGGCCUGUGGUUCUUGGUGAGAUGGAAAUAUCUGUGGACGCUGUAUCUGCAGAUGCAUCUGACAGCCUUGUUUGGAGAGUGCUUGUGAAGGCUGAAGGAGUUGAACAGUCCUAUUCAAAGAGUCUUUUCCUGGAGCUGGCACCAGUGAAUCAGAACUACUCAAGAUCCGUCUCCUUCCCCUUUCCACCAGAUGUGGUUCCGGGCAGCCAGAGGGCCCAUGUGGCAUUGGUUGGGGAAAUCUUGGGCUUGUCCUUCAAUAACUUGGGUUCACUGGUUCAGCUGCCUCUUGGCUAUGGGGAGCAGAACAUGAUCCGCUUUGCUCCAAGUAUUUAUGUCCUCGGGUACCUGGACAAAUCCGCCCGGGAUGACAAGGAGAUCAGGAGCAGAGCUUUAGGCUACAUGAUGGAGGGAUAUCAAAGACAACUGUCCUUCCAAAACAAUGAUGGUUCAUUCAGUGGUUUUGGACCUAGCAGUGAUUCUGGAAGCACAUGGUUAACAGCCUUCGUGCUUAAGUGCUUCCUGCAGGCUCAGGCCUACAUGCAGGUAGACCAGAGUGUCCUGACCAGGGCCAGGACCUGGCUUCUGAAGCAUCAGGGAACCAAGGGAGAGUUCAGGGAGGUGGGCAGGUUGAUCCACACAGAGAUGCAGGGAGGUCUGGACAGCAGUUCAGUGGCACUCACAGCCUAUGUGCUCAUAGCACUGUUGGAGGACGAGAACUAUGCGGAAAUGUAUCCAAAGAAUGUGUCCCUGGCCCAGAAGUACCUGGAGGACAGCGUGUCCAGUGGAGUGAUCAGUAACUACAGCUUAUGUUUGGUGACCUACGCUUUAACUUUAGCCAACAGUCCUGUGGCGGGUGCUGCCCUCUCUGAGCUCAGCAGGAGAGCUGACUACAGAGAUGGAGUCAUGAUGUGGCAAUCUUCAGUUAGCUGCGAGUCAGAUGACUGGCAGCCAUGCUCAGCACAGAUCGAGAUGGUCUCCUAUGUCCUGCUGGCUCUUUUUAGACGUGGCAGCUUAGUUGAGGGCAUAGGUCUCAUGAAGUGGUUGAGCAAGCAGAGAAACUAUCUUGGAGGCUACGGGACAACACAGGACACAGUGGUUGCCCUCCAGGCUCUUGCGUACUAUGCUGCCUUCAGUGGUGCCCACUCCAUCGAUCUCAGACUGAAUAUAUCCACCUCUGCAUCGCCGUCUGGGUCAUUAUUUGGCAUCAAUUCCUCCAACUAUCGGACAUAUCAGAGCCAGGAGAUUAACGCUGACCAUGAUAUAAACCUGAACAUAUACAUGGAAGGACGAGGAUUUGCAGUUUUUCAGCUGAAUGUCUUUUACAACGUGGAGAGCAAAGCAUUUUCACAGAACCUCCAGAACACCAUGGAUGAGGAGGCUUUUUUAUUAGACGUGGAAGUAAGCGAGGAGAGAGACCGCACUCACAUGAAGUUCUCCAUAUGCACAGGAUUAAAGGACAAUCAGAUGGUAUCUCAUACAGGCGUGGUUAUAAUGGAUGUGGGCAUGCUCAGUGGGUUUAGUCUGUCCCCCGGGGCUGCUGCCCCAGCAGAUUUUAUCAGAAAGGUGGAGAUACUGCCUGACAGAGUCAUCCUCUUCCUAAAUUCACUUACCAAGGCGAGGGUGUGCAUCACACUCCCAGUCAUCAGAGAAUACAAAGUGGCCCGGGUACAGGAUGCUGUGGUGCAGGUUUACGACCACUCGGAACCAAAGAGAAAAGCAACAAGAACAUACAACUCAGAUGCUCUGCACAACAUGAACUCCUGUUUCUUCUGUGGUGAGGCCUGUGAUCUCUGCAGGCCAGGAAUCACCAUCACAGUGUCAUCCCCGCUGUCGUCUCACUCAAUACAGAGCGUCACCCACAGUUUGAUUUACCUGUUUCUUGGAGUGUGUGCUGUUUUUAUUGUAGCCUAAGUUGAUUAAAACUUUGUGAAGUAACAGGUAGAUCUAUGUCAUAUACUCAGACAGAUAUAAUAUCAGCAUGCACAUUCAUUGAUAUGCACUGGUUGCAAUGUGAAAUGUUUCUUUAAUAUAAAAUGUUUAUUUGGGGAUGUCCCGAUCCCGAUCUCAACUAUCGGAUCGGAGCCGAUCUGGAUGUUUUUUAAUUAAUUGAUGAUCAGGAUUUUGAGCCGAUCAUCUCAUCUGAUUAUUUACGUCCACUGUCACUGAACACAAUUUGCUGCUGAAGACCGAGUGUAAUUGAGCGCUCUGAGUUCGCUUAACUAUACAUAAUGAGAAAAUAAUAAAUGGGGCAUUGAUGUAGAACAAGGCAUAAUUUACAUUUUAUUGUAGAACUCACAUGUGCACCGCCAGACACAUUUAAAAAAAAAGCAUAUGCUCUAUGCACCCUAUGGUAACUCUCCAUGGACAUAUGGUUCAAAAAGACAAAAACAUAAACCAAACACAGGACAGUCUGUUAAAUUAGCAUUUGCAACCUUGUGGCUAGCAGCAGAUAUACCAAAAGGUUGCUCCUAAAUUAGCGACAGCUACUGUUCCCUAUGCUGGUAUUCCACUCAGUAACUGGCAUGCAAUGGUGUUUUGAUCUCCCAAUAUUUACGUUCUCCGUGUCAUUGUGAAUCACGCACCGCCUCGUGAGAGUUGCGUUCAGAGCACGAUUUAAGUGUGCUGUAAUGCAUUCAAACCCGUUUUGUGGGUCUCAUACAGCAGAUCUUGUAAAACAGAUUGAGUUUUACAACAAUGCUAGCUGGAUUAAGUUGAAUGGAAUAAA
Molecule: messenger RNA, 4936 nt
Organism: Notolabrus celidotus (New Zealand spotty)
Lineage: Eukaryota; Metazoa; Chordata; Actinopteri; Labriformes; Labridae
Gene: cd109
Product: CD109 molecule
Cellular component (GO): extracellular region
Molecular function (GO): endopeptidase inhibitor activity
Source: RefSeq, a predicted model, not a curated record